This is a messenger RNA of Oncorhynchus gorbuscha (pink salmon), 1644 nucleotides long. It is a transcript of the gene kctd12.1, whose product is annotated as potassium channel tetramerisation domain containing 12.1. Lineage: Eukaryota; Metazoa; Chordata; Actinopteri; Salmoniformes; Salmonidae. Gene Ontology annotation, cellular component: postsynaptic membrane; presynaptic membrane. Gene Ontology annotation, biological process: regulation of G protein-coupled receptor signaling pathway; protein homooligomerization. The coding region runs from base 29 to 904 and encodes 291 amino acids. Gene Ontology annotation, molecular function: protein binding. The transcript has a single exon. The record is from RefSeq and is a predicted model, not a curated record.
GUGACAGUACACAGAACUGCGCGUAAAGAUGGCAAUGACGGACACAGAGUGGGGGAGCUCAACUCGAGCCGAGUCUGGGUCCCCAUUCUCUGAGAUAAUUGAACUGAAUGUCGGGGGACAGGUGUAUGUGACACGGCACAUAACUUUGGUCGCCGUUCCAGAUUCGCUCCUCUGGACCAUGUUCAGCAAGAAGGCUCCAAAUGACCUGGCGCGAGACGGCAAAGGGCGCUACUUCUUGGACAGGGACGGUUUCUUGUUCCGUUAUAUUUUAGACUACCUGCGGGACCUCAACCUGGUGCUGCCUGAUUAUUUCCCCGAGAAAAGCCGGCUGCAGAGGGAGGCUGAGUUUUUCCAGCUGCGGGACCUGUCCAAGCGCCUGAGCCCCAGUAUGAGCAAAGAGAACUCCAUCAACGAGGAGAUUUGCCAGAGCGACACCGAGGAGGGUGCGCUUCAGUGCGGCACAGGGUCCUCCAGCGUUGGCAUGGAAACUUUGCGCAUGAUGACUGCAAUGAGCAGCGCUCGCUCCCAGUCUAUGGAGUCCAGAAAGUCGGGCUACAUCACAAUUGGAUACCGGGGAUCGUACACUAUAGGGAGAGAUAUCCAAACCGACGCCAAGUUCAGGAGAGUGGCGCGCAUCACGGUGUGCGGGAAAACUUCCCUUGCCAAAGAAGUGUUCGGGGACACUUUGAAUGAGAGCAGGGACCCCGACCGGCCACCGGAGAGGUAUACGUCCCGUUACUACCUGAAAUUCAAUUUCCUUGAGCAGGCGUUUGACAAGCUGACCGAGGUUGGCUUUCACAUGGUGGCUUGUAGCUCCACGGGCACAUGCGCCUACACCAGCAAUGACCCAAACGAGGAUAAAAUCUGGACGAGUUAUAACGAGUAUGUGUUCUGUCGGGACUAAAAUGUUAAUAUGGUCACCACCUGAGCCCACCCACUGCCAACAGAAAAUUACUGUUUUGUGUUUACUCGUGUAAAUACACAUCUCAUAAUUACCACAAGGAGAAUAGGGCCUGCAUAUUUGAUCUUUGACAUUGUCUCCAGCAUAUAUUAUUCAAUGUCAUUAUUUAAAAUUUCUUUACAUAUUUAAUGGGAAAUAGCCACAGACUAUAGGUCAAUACACAUUAACCUAGAAUUCCGGAUGUUAUCAUAUGUUCAUUUUCCUUGUGGAGAUGGCUAUUGAAUGAAUGAAUUGAAUGACAUUUUACACACACGCACAUGUAACAGAUGUCCCAUGAAGACAAGAAGACGGGUCAUACUUGAUAAAUCUCUUGAGUUGUGUUUGUAAAGAAAGGACUGUCCAGCCAGCGAUCCCAGAUUGGUGUUUAUUCUGAAGAUAGACACAAAGGAGCACAUUAGAUGUGCCGGACAAUAAUAUGUUGAUUGCUGUAGAUUAGUGAUUUGUCUUUUAGCAUGGAAAUAACUGUGAAUUAGCAGGGAGCGACCAUUACAAAUAGGGCAUUCUAGCUAACUUGCUCUUACAGCAAUGACAUACAAAAGCACACCCCAGGAAGCCCUCAAUAUCUAACAGGUAACACACACACACAUAUAUAUAUAUACACAAAUUAUAGAAAACGUUAAGGAUACCUGCUCUUUCCAUGACAUAGACUGACCAGGUGAAUCCAGGUGAAAGCUAUGAUCCCU